Molecule: messenger RNA, 4337 nt
Organism: Synchiropus splendidus (mandarinfish)
Lineage: Eukaryota; Metazoa; Chordata; Actinopteri; Syngnathiformes; Callionymidae
Gene: cacnb1
Product: calcium channel, voltage-dependent, beta 1 subunit
Exons: 13
Coding region: 1530-3371 (613 amino acids)
Biological process (GO): chemical synaptic transmission; calcium ion transmembrane transport; neuromuscular junction development
Cellular component (GO): voltage-gated calcium channel complex
Molecular function (GO): high voltage-gated calcium channel activity; protein binding
Source: RefSeq, a predicted model, not a curated record
ACCAUCAUCGUUCGAUCAUCCACCAACUCCUCAUCAAAUUCCUUUUCUUCAUUUUAACCAUUUGUAACCAUUGCGAUGACACAAAGAGCAGGACAUAAUACUGUACUGGCACUAAAUGAGUGGACAUUUCGGGCGUGGGAAAAUGGGGGUCCAGUUUCUCAUGUUUUCCCCAGGACACAAAGACAGCGCUCUCGCCAAAAGCCAGACUACAUUGUUUCCGCUGCCACACCAUCUGCAGGUGGUGGCGUGCCUCUUUGAGAAACAUGUGCUUCAUUGUUGUUGACCUUUCACUAAAUGAUAUCGAUAAAGACUGAUGAUGGGGAACUGCACUCUGAGGAUUCAUGAUAGGACAUGCAUUAAUUCAAUUUCCCAAAAUGCCAGACAAUCAAAAAGCAUUACUGCCUUAUUCUUUUAGUCUCUUGCAUGUGCGUUCACACGAGGGUCACAAGGUGCUUUGUUUUUUUUUUGUGUGUGUUUGCGACCCGAUAAAGAACAACCAUCAAGAGAUGCCUGUAGAAGAAAGACAAGAAGCAGAGGUAGAAGUUGAGGAUGUUCAGGGUCUAGAAGGGCUAGAAAGUGGUGAGUCAGAGGACAAAUCAUGAAGUCUGGCGAUAGAGUCAAGGAGGAGUUUUGGGUUCCAAAGUCAUAUUCUGCAUUGAGUUUCCAUGUGGUCUGUGUGGGUAUUCUGGGGUCCAAAUGUUGCGAUGAAGUGUGAAUCACAACAGUUGCACAAAUAGCCAUCUUAAUUUCUCAUCAUUUGAUCUGCCUCAACUCUGACUCGACUCAUCUCUCUCAUGCUUCCAUGUUUCUGUUGCCCUCUAGUGGAUAACUUGAGCCUGAAAAUUGGCCAUUCUCAACCACCUAAGCACCUUUGGCAUUUGGUGGGGGCUCCUUGUGUCACGGGAAAGUCCUUGUUUACUUCCUUUGAGUGGGUGCAUCGGUGGUGAUGGGAAUACGCGGCUCGGGAAUAAUCUGGAAUAAUGAGAUCAAAAAAAUAAGGGGAAGGGGGUUUCCCUGGUCACUGUCCCACGUCAGCGAGGGCAUUGAAUGGCUGACGGCUGCAUACCAACCCUCCUUCUUGGUCUCAGUGUGUUCACAGCCCUGUUUCUGUCCAGCCGAGGCUAAAUAUAAUUCCCCAGUUUGCAAAUGUAGCACAAGUCCUGCAACCUGACCCCUAACCAGCUCCGGCUCCCUUCCUCUACACAAGGUUCACGUUCCUCCGGGUUGUGGAAGUGGGGGGUGGGCUUGUGUGUGCGAGAGGGAGCGAGAGAGAGGUUGGAGGUUAUGAGAGAGCUCUUCUAGUUUCACACCUGAGCCACUCUUUUCUGGAUUUGUCUCCUCACACACACACACACACACACACACACACUCACACACACUCACAAACACACAUGUAUACUUGAGCACUUGUCAGACGUACAGACCCACACUAGUGUCUCACACACACAGACACACAGCAUACGGACACAAACAGAAAUUGACUAUCUGUGGACUGUGGCUUUGCCCCCUGGGUUUGCCGUGGUGGAGUUAUGGAGAGAACCGAGAGGAUUCAAAGGCCCGUCGUGGGCUCGGCAGACUCCUACACCAGCCGACCUUCAGACUCUGACGUGUCCCUAGAGGAGGACCCUGAGGCUCUGAGAAAGGAGGCAGACAGACAGGCUCUCGCCACGCUCGAAAAAGCAAAGACCAAACCUGUGGCGUUUGCUGUGCGGACAAAUGUGGGUUAUAACCCAGGACCCAGUGAUGAUGUUCCGGUGCAAGGCAUGGCCAUAUCGUUCGAAGCCAAAGACUUCCUGCACAUUAAAGAGAAAUACAACAAUGACUGGUGGAUUGGUCGCCUCGUGAAGGAAGGCUGCGAGGUGGGCUUCAUACCAAGCCCUGUCAAGCUGGAGAACACUCGUCUCUUACAGGAACAGAGGAUGAGGCAGAACCGACUCAGCUCUAGUAAAUCUGGAGGAAGCUCAAGUCUGGAUGUUGCCACAGGCACCCGCAGACCCACCCCACCUGGCACAGCUCACGUGGACAUGUCCACAGUGGCCUUUGACGUUGACCCCCUCGACCUGGAUGCCGAGGAGCUCCCAGAGUCGCAGGGUGACCCUCGCUCCCCCAAGGGCAUGUCAGGCAGUGUAACGUCCCCUCAGGCCAACGCCCACCGACUGCCCUUCUUUAAGAAGAUGGAGCACGUCCCCCCGUAUGACGUGGUCCCUUCCAUGAGACCCAUCAUCCUGGUCGGCCCAUCACUCAAAGGCUACGAGGUGACGGACAUGAUGCAGAAGGCGCUCUUUGACUUUCUGAAACAUAAAUUUGAGGGCAGGAUAUCCAUCACGCGGGUUACGGCUGACAUCUCCUUGGCAAAACGGUCAGUCCUCAAUAACCCAAGCAAGCACACCAUCAUCGAGCGCUCCAGCACCCGCUCCAGCCUGGCUGAGGUGCAGAGUGAGAUCGAGCGCAUCUUUGAGCUGGCCCGGACCCUCCAGCUGGUGGCUCUGGACGCAGACACCAUCAACCACCCGUCCCAGCUAGCCAAGACCUCCCUGGCUCCCAUCAUUGUUUACAUCAAAAUAGCUUCACCUAAGGUUCUACAGAGGCUUAUUAAAUCCAGAGGAAAGUCUCAAGCCAAACAUCUAAAUGUGCAGAUGGUUGCAGCCGACAAGCUGGCUCAGUGUCCUCCGGAACUGUUUGACAUCAUCCUGGAUGAGAACCAGCUGGAGGACGCCUGCGAGCACUUGGCCGACUACCUUGAGGCCUACUGGAAAGCGACGCACCCUCCAAGCAGCAACCCGCCGAACCCCCUGCUGAACCGCACCAUGGCCACGGCAGCGCUGGCCGCCUCCCCCGAGCCCGUCUCCAACCUGCAGGGGACGAACCAGGUCCACGUGGAUCUGAAGCGUGACGGGCCCCUGUCGGAUGGCGGAGGCAGCGGCGCUCACAGUCAGGGCGAGCUGGCAGGAAAGGCUCUGCAGCAGGCCAAUCUACGCUCCUCUCGCGGCCAGCUGCAGCGAGGAAGCGGCCGCACCCUCUCGCGGCAGGACACCUUCGACUCCGAGACCCAGGGCAGUCGCGACUCGGCCUACACGGAGGCCGGCGACUCCUGCAUGGACAUUGAAACGGAUCCUUACGAGGAGCCGGAGCCGUACAGGGCAGGAGGCGGGAGCCGGCUUCACCUGGCGCAGCACCACGGCCGCCAAGCGUCCUGGGAAGAUGAGGGGGCCGAACCGGACCAGGAGAACCUGAACCACCCUGUGCAGAGCCAGACUCAGGUGCAUGGACGAGCCAAGCUGAGGGAGCGCUACUGCCAAGAGGCGCCCGACGCCAACACUGGUCGCAACAAGAACCAGGACGACUGGGGCCGGGACGUGUACAUCCGCUGAGGGGAGGGGGCCGGAGCACAGACUGAUGAGACCAGAGGAGGGUUUCAGAGGGGGCCACGCCAGUCAGGCUAUCAAAACAAUCUGUUUACAUCCAGUAUAAUGUACAGAAACACGUCAGCUGCCAUUCUCUCACUUCUUCUUCUUCUUCUCCUUGGAAUUUAUUUCCGUUUAGAAAGGUGGAUUUUUGUUUCCUCUGUUGCAUGAUUAUCAUAGACUUGUACACAAACACCACGAGGACAGUGACUGUGACUCUACGAUGGUGUGGAUUUCUAGAGCUGUUUGUCCCCGUCAGUCUUAAAACAGGGUCCCGUCUUUGUACAGAGUUAGGAUUCAGGGUCUUCAUCGCCCUGGCGCGGCAGUUGCCAUAUUUAACCACGAGAAUGAAUCGCUUACGUCCGCUCCAAAGAUGUUGACUUACACUCUGUCGAACCGCCUCUCUAACUGCCCUCUUCUCCUUCGUGGGCGCUCGCCGCGGUGCGAAUGAUGUGUCCCGCCUUAGCCAACACUCAAGAAUCACAAGUGCCGGAAUGUCUCACCAAGCCAUGUCCACCGCUGUCUUAACUCCCCCGUGUCUGUGCGGUCGGUGUCCCCCCUGCCUUUCUUUUCUUUGUACCAGCUUUGUCGUCUGUUUCAGGGCUUCAUGUUGAAACUUUGAUCUGAUAUUUAUCACGACUUCCCGACUUUGUGUUGUCCUGUUCUGUGGACACUCUAGAUUUAUUUGAUUCACUUCUUGGUCGUAACAGAGAAUCCACGAUUGUUCCUGUGGGCUUCCUCGACCGGAGCCCUGUCUUCAGUUUAAUAAAUGGAUAUUUUGAAAAAAAAUUAAAAAAAGAUCAGUGAACAAUGUCAUUGUUGCGUUAUCGCAAUUGUUAUUUAAAGAAGAAAAAAAAAGCAAAAGGAACCCACAUGUAUCAUUGGUGCCUCAUUGUAGCUACGUUACGCUUUUUUUCUGCCUUUCAUUUUUAG